AUGGAAAAGACGCAAGCUUCUGGACUUAGAGUGUUGAGAGUGCAAGAAAAUGCAGUGGUGGCAGAGGCUAUAACAAAUACUGUGUGGUCUCUCCCGCACCCAAGGUCCUCUGCCACAUGGAAGACGCUGAGACCUAGAGCGGUGAUCAAGGAGUGGGUGGAUGUUGUAUGGUUCAAAGGAGGAAUUCUAAAACAUCAGUUCACCAUGUGGAUUGCGAACUAUGAUAGACUGCCGACGAGAUCGAGACUAGCAGCUUGGGGACUUCAAAUAUCUCAUCUCUGCCCAUUCUGUUCAAACCAUGAAGAAACAAGGGAUCAUAUGCUUCUGUCAUGCGAGUACAACAUAGAGGUUUGGAAGGAAAUCCUCCAUAGAUGCAGGCCUCCCUCCACAAAUGUUCACAUCCUGGGCGGAGUUACUUUCUUGGAUCAGAUCAUCAAGUUCGAAGCGACUGACGUUCUUGAGGAAAUUAGCAGUACAGGUGUUGGUGUUCCAUCUCUGGAAACAAAGAAAUAA
Messenger RNA from Raphanus sativus (radish), 513 nucleotides. RefSeq lists its product as uncharacterized. The record is from RefSeq and is a predicted model, not a curated record. The transcript has 3 exons. The coding region runs from base 1 to 513 and encodes 170 amino acids. NCBI's taxonomy places the organism in Eukaryota, Viridiplantae, Streptophyta, Magnoliopsida, Brassicales, Brassicaceae.